AUGGAAUCUGGGAGAAGGGGAUGGAAUCUGGGAGAAGGGGAUGGAAUCUGGGAGAAGGGGAUGGAAUCUGGGAGAAGGGGAUGGAAUCUGGGAGAAGGGGAUGGAAUCUGGGAGAAGGGGAUGGAAUCUGGGAGAAGGGGAUGGAAUCUGGGAGAAGGGGAUGGAAUCUGGGAGAAGGGGAUGGAAUCUGGGAGAAGGGGAUGGAAUGGGGAGAGGGGAUGGAAUCUGGGAGAAUGGGGAUGGAAUCUGGGAGAAGGGGAUGGAAUCUGGGAGAAGGGGAUGGAAUCUGGGAGAAGGGGAUGGAAUCUGGGAGAAGGGGAUGGAAUCUGGGAGAAGGGGAGGAAUCUAGGAGAAGGGGGUGGAAUCUGGAGAAGGGGAUGGAAUCUGGGAGAAGGGGAUGGAAUCUGGGAGAAGGGGAUGGAAUCUGGAUGGAAUCUGGGAGAAGGGGAUGAAAUCGGGAGAAGGGAUGGAAUCUGGAGAAGGGGAUGGAAUCUGGAGAAGGGGAUGGAUCUGGGAGAAGGGGAUGGAAUCUGGGAGAAGGGGAUGAAUCUGGGAGAAGGGGAUGGAAUUGGGAGAAGGGGAUGGAAUCUAGGGAGAAGGGGAUGGAAUCUGGGAGAAGGGGAUGGAAUCUGGGAGAAGGGGAUGGAAUCUGGGAGAAGGGGAUGGAAUCUAGGAGAAGGGGAUGGAAUCUGCGAGAAGGGGAUGGAAUCUGGGAGAAGGGGAUGGAAUCUGGGAGAAGGGGAUGGAAUCUGGGAGAAGGGGGGAUGGAAUCUGGGAGAAGGGGAUGGAAUUUGGGAGAAGGGGAUGGAAUUUGGAGAAGGGGAUGGAAUUUGGGAGAAGGGGAUGGAAUCAGGGAGAAGGGGAUGGAAUCUGGGAGAAGGGGAUGGAAUCUGGGAGAAGGGUGGUGAAUCUGGGAGAAGGGGAUGGAAUCUAGGAGAAGGGGAUGGAAUCUGGGAGAAGGGGAUGGAAUCUGGGAGAAGGGAUAGAAUCAGGGAGAAGGGGAUGGAAUCUGGAGAAGGGGAUGGAAUCUGGGAGAAGGGGAUGGAAUCUGGGAGAAGGGGAUGGAAUCUGGGAGAAGGGAUGGAAUCUGGGAGAAGGGGAUGGAAUCUGGGAGAAGGGGAUGGAAUCUGGGAGAAGGGAUGGAAUCUGGGGAAGGGAUGGAUCUGGGAGAAGGGGAUGGAAUCUGGGAGAAGGGAUGGAAUCUGGGAGAAGGGGAUGGAAUCUGGGAGAAGGGGAUGGAAUCUAGGAGAAGGGGAUGAAUCUGCGAGAAGGGAUGGAAUCUGGGAGAAGGGAUGGAAUCUGGGAGAAGGGAUGGAAUCUGGGAGAAGGGGAUGGAAUCUGGGAGAAGGGGAUGGAAUCUGGGAGAAGGGGAUGGAAUCUGGGAGAAGGGGAUGGAAUCUGGAGAAGGGGAUGGAAUCUGGGAGAAGGGGAUGGAAUCUAGGAGAAGGGGAUGGAAUCUGGGAGAAGGGGAUGGAAUCUGGGAGAAGGGGUGGAAUCUGGGAGAAGGGGAUGGAAUCUGGAGAAGGGUAUAGAAUCUGGGAGAAGGGGAUGAAAUCUGGGAGAAGGGAUGGAAUUUGGAGAAGGGGAUGGAAUCUGGGAGAAGGGGAUGAAUCAGGGAGAAGGGAUGGAAUCUGGGAGAAGGGGAUGGAAUCUCAGAGAAGGGAUGGAAUCUGGGAGAAGGGGAUGGAAUCUGGGAGAAGGGGAUGA
Messenger RNA from Closterium sp. NIES-65, 1707 nucleotides. NCBI's taxonomy places the organism in Eukaryota, Viridiplantae, Streptophyta, Zygnematophyceae, Desmidiales, Closteriaceae. The record is from the annotation of a GenBank genome assembly.